AUCUCGAUGAUUUAAGAAUGGAAGGAGUAACUACCCUUGUACCUUCUGGGAGCAAAUUUAACCAAGGUCGUGCUACUCACCCUGCCGAACCUCAGGCCAAGGUCACGUUGAACAUCUGUUCAAGGUGUGCCAGGCUUCAAGGAGAUAACCUGGCAGAAAGGACAGAAGAGACGUCACAAGUACUUCUUUCUCCAGAUGAAAUAGUCCCAGAUUCUUUGGAUUCUUUACCAGGGACUGAAGAAGCACUAAUGGAAGAGGGGGAAGAAUUUGAGAAAGCGUCUAAAUUGACAGGACCUGGAGAAGCCUCCAGUGGAGGACAGUCACUGAAAAACUACCUGGAAGAAGUGAGUUUUAAGUUAGCUUUGUAACAUAGUCUGAAAUCAGUCUAUCACAUAGGACGAAUUUCGCUUGGGUUUUCUCGAUCUGCUCUACAGUUUCCAGUCUAUACCCAAUCACACUGGUCAUGCCCACCAAAACAGGAUGAUAAAUAAUAUUUCAUCAAAAUGUUGUUUUUUUCCUUGUUGAUAGAGGGAUACCUUAUUUAGUCAUCCUGAAAAUGAUGUGUACAACUGCACAGGCCUAGGGCUAUCAUAUAUUUUCACUCACAAACAUUUGUUGAUAUCCUAAAAAAUGAGAAACACGUGCACAAAAUAA
This is a messenger RNA of Panthera uncia (snow leopard), 654 nucleotides long. RefSeq lists its product as uncharacterized. The transcript is spliced from 4 exons. Bases 18 to 368 code for a protein of 116 amino acids. NCBI's taxonomy places the organism in Eukaryota, Metazoa, Chordata, Mammalia, Carnivora, Felidae. The record is from RefSeq and is a predicted model, not a curated record.